AUUACCCCUGUUUUUCUUGUAAACGUUACUUUUUGUACACAUCAGAGUAGAAUCUCUACUAUUUUCAAUAAAUCAUCUUUACACUAAAUAAAUAUAUAUAUCCAAUAAUCUUAAUUAAUUUUCGCUUAAAUUUAAAUUUGAAAAGUCUCUUUAUUUGUCAUCGUCACAUCAUCUGAGAGAAAAAUGCAUAUCAUCCUUUCUAUAAGAUCAUAAUUACACCAUGUCUAUUCCCAUGUCUGAUAAAGGAUCAAAAAUGCAAGCUUUUCACAAUGGGGGUUUUGUUCAACUUUUAUCUCUGUCAUUUGAUAUUCUUCUUCACAUUGGUAAACACUUUGAUAUCCUCCGUUGCUGAGAGUCACAUUAACAUGGAUUCUGAUGGAAAAACUGAACAAGUGAAGGACAGGUUUGCUAUAAAAUACUUUCGAAGAAGGAGAAAACAGAUAAUAGAGGCAGAAGAUAGUAAGUUGAUUAAAGAACUAUUCUUAUUUUGUCAUCAAUGUCGGAUAAAGGUUGGAGGAAAGACUGUGAGGUGCGGAAACUGUAAUAUGAGAAGAUAUUGCGUAUCAUGCAUACGAAAUUGGUAUCCUCAUUUGAAAGAGGAUGGCAUUUUUGAGUCAUGUCCCGUGUGCCGAGGAAAUUGCAACUGCGUAGCAUGCUUGAGAUCCGAUGUACUUGUUAAAGAAAUGAAGCGAAAAGCAAAAACCAAAGAAGAUGAACAUGUUGAAUUCUCUGUGUAUUUGCUGCAAACACUUCUUCCACAUUUAAGAUUGUUGGAUGAAGAACAAAUGAUUGAGAAUGAAACAGAAGCUAAGAUACAGGGUAUCUCAAUCUCUGAGCUUAGAGUAAAAGAGGCAGUAUAUUCUAAGGACGAGCGAGUAUAUUGUGAUAAUUGUAAAACGUCAAUAUUUGAUUACCACAGAAGCUGUACACUGUGCACAUUCGAUCUUUGUCUCAGCUGUUGUCGUGAGCUUCGUAGUGGGCAGCUUUUAGGUGAAGAAGUAAUAAAUAAAAGGGUAAACCAAACUGAAUCAAACGAUGUUACUGAACCUGUAGUUCGUGAAUGGUCAAGAUUUGGAUGGCAUGCCGAAAGUAAUGGUAGAAUUCCUUGUCCAAAAGUUAGUGAUGAAUGUAAUCAUGGUUUCCUAGAACUGAGAAGCGUGUUAGGUCAAAAUUUUCUUACUGAUUUAUUGUGUAAAGCAAAUGAACUAGCACAAAGACACGAACUUGGGACACUUGACAACUUCUGUACGUGUUCAAGGCUUGACAGGAAAACAGAUGUUAGAUAUCAUGGUAUGAGGAAGGCUGCAUCACGUGCAUAUUCUAGUGACAACUAUUUGUACUGUCCUAGGGCUGUACAACCCCAGGAUGAGGAUUUAGGACAUUUUCGGUGGCAUUGGAAAAACGGAGAGCCUGUUAUUGUUAGCCAUGCGAUUGAUAGUACUACUGGUUUAAGCUGGGAACCAUCUGUCAUGUCUCGUGCAUUGUGUCAGAUAGCUAAGAGCAGGCAUCCACAACAUUUGGAUAUGAAGGCAAUUGAUUGCUUAGAUUUUUGCGAGGUUCAAAUUAAGAUCGACGAAUUUUUUACUGGGUAUAAAGAAGGUCGUGUGGAUUGCCUUGGUCGGCCUCGCAUGUUGAAAUUAAAAGACUGGCCAUCUACUAAUUUAUUAGAAGAAUGCUUACCUCGACAUUGUGCCGAGUUCAUAUCUUCCUUACCAUUCAAGGAAUAUACUGAUCCAUAUGGAGGUUGUCUCAACCUAGCUGUGAAAUUGCCCGAAGAGUGUCUAAAGCCAGACUUGGGGCCGAAGACAUAUAUUGCCUAUGGAUUCCUUCAUGAGCUUGGAUGUGGUGAUUCAGUGACUAAGCUCCAUUGUGAUAUGUCUGAUGCAGUAAAUGUGUUGACGCAUAUAGCUGAAGUUAAAUUGGAAGUUACUGGCAUUGAGAAUUUGAAAGAAAAGCAGUUGGAGCAAGACCAAGGGGAUGGUUCAGAUGGUGCAGUGUGGGAUAUUUUUCGGAGGCAGGACGUACCUAAAUUGCAGGAGUAUCUGAGGAAGCAUUUCAGAGAGUUUAGUCAUAUCCAUUGCCGUCCUUUAAAGCAGGUUAUUCACCCCAUCCAUGACCAGACCUUCUAUUUGACUGUGGAGCACAAGAGGAAGCUAAAGGAGGAGUAUGGAAUUGAGCCCUGGACAUUUAUUCAGAAGCUAGGAGAAGCUGUUUUCAUUCCAGCUGGUUGUCCUCACCAAGUUAGAAAUCUCAAGUCGUGUAAUAAGGUCGCAAUGGAUUUUGUUUCUCCUGAAAGUGUUGGGGUGUGUUUUGGUUUAACCGAGGAAUUUCGUACACUUCCAAUAAAUCAUGGGUGUGCUGAGGACAAAUUGGAGGUGAAAAAGAUGACAGUAUAUGCUAUGCAAGAUGUGAUAAGAAAAUUGGAAAGGGCGAGGUUAGCAGACAAGGGAUCGGUGAAAGUGUAAAUUUUAGUGAUUAGUUCCAUAUUUUGUAAAGCUAGUCUAAGCUUUUGAGCUUCUGAAUGCUCAGGUAAUGGUAUUUUCAGGGGUACAGCUUUAUGCAUUUGUUAAUUUCUUAACAUUUUUUGUAAUGUUCAAUGAAAGAACAUUGAGGCAAUAUUAAUUAGAGUUUUUUC
This is a messenger RNA of Vigna radiata var. radiata (mung bean), 2635 nucleotides long. RefSeq names its product lysine-specific demethylase JMJ25. Gene Ontology annotation, cellular component: histone deacetylase complex; chromatin. The record is from RefSeq and is a predicted model, not a curated record. Lineage: Eukaryota; Viridiplantae; Streptophyta; Magnoliopsida; Fabales; Fabaceae. The transcript has 13 exons. The coding region runs from base 270 to 2465 and encodes 731 amino acids. Gene Ontology annotation, biological process: regulation of transcription by RNA polymerase II. Gene Ontology annotation, molecular function: histone H3K9 demethylase activity; transcription coregulator activity; chromatin DNA binding.